Molecule: messenger RNA, 2127 nt
Organism: Penicillium pulvis
Lineage: Eukaryota; Fungi; Ascomycota; Eurotiomycetes; Eurotiales; Aspergillaceae
Product: M3 family metallopeptidase
Exons: 5
Coding region: 1-2127 (708 amino acids)
Biological process (GO): proteolysis; peptide metabolic process
Cellular component (GO): mitochondrial intermembrane space
Molecular function (GO): metalloendopeptidase activity
Source: RefSeq, a predicted model, not a curated record
AUGUUGCUCCCACAGCCUCUUCCCCGGGUUCCAAGCACGGAAGAGAUUGUUCCAAUGAUGAGUCGCAUAAUCAAUGCACAUGAUGCCAUUCGCGAACUUAUUCUCAAAACCGUGACUCCGAUCACCGCAACGUUCGACAAUGUCAUGCUACCCUUGGCACAAGUCGAGAAUGCUUUCCAAGGCGAGUUGGGUAUGAUUUACAUGCUCCAGUAUGGAUCUCCGUCUCUGGCGACUCAAGCCGCAUUCGACGAGGCCCGGAAGCUGUAUCUGGAAGCCGAAGCAUCGUGGAAAGGUGAUGUAUCCUACUUCAGACUUCUCCAAGCGGCAAGCACAAAGCCCGAUUUCCACAAGUUGGAUAUGGAAUCGCAACAUCUGAUGGAGAAGAAAAUGUUGGAGUAUAAGCAUGCCGGACACGGUAUUCUGGAAGAUUUAGAGUUAGAGGAAUAUCGUAAAUUGGAAAUGGAGAUUGCAGAUCUAGAAAUGCGGUUCCAGCAAAACAUCUCGAGAGAGACUGGAGGAGUGUGGUUUAGCACUCAGGAGCUAGAUGGGGUGCCCGAAGACGAGCUAGCGAGAUGGAAGGACGAUGGUGCAGGGGGAGAGGAGACGAUUAACGGGCAUCAACGAAGCGUUUUGGUGCCUUUCGCAAAUGGGGGAACACUGGCUGUCUUGACGUACGCCCAUUCUUCAGAAACUCGCAAGAAAAUGUUCCUGGCGGAUAAUUCAAAGCUGGAGGAUAAUGAAUCCCUCUUCGAAGAAAUUAUCACGCGCCGUGCCAGAAAGGCAAAGAUGUUGAAACACAAUACACACGCGGAAUUCAGGAUCGAGAGUCGCAUGGUGAAGACCACGGAUUGGGUGAAGAUCUUUCUGGAAGGAUUGCGAGAGACCCUUUGUGGUCAUGGUCGAGAUGAGAUUGAAGCUUUGCAGUGUCGACGACUAGAGGAUCUAGCCGAUCAACAGUAUCCCGACACGAGCGUGGGAUUUCCACCAUGGGACAAGCGGUAUUAUGAGCGUGUUUUGCAGCAAGAGUUUGAGGUUGACCAGGUCAAAAUCUCAGAAUUCUUUCCUUUGGAGAGCACUGCCACUCAGAUGCUAGAAAUUUUUGCAUUUGUGCUUGGCCUUCGAUUUAAACCUAUUCCAGCAGAAUAUUUGACUCGAGAUGUCAUCUGGCACGACACUGUGGAAUGCUUUUCGGUGUGGGAUGGGAAAGACGACGGGUUCAUUGGGUACCUCUAUUUCGACUUAUUGUGGAGGGAGAAGAAGUAUCGAGGUAACCAAAGCGUGAACAUUCAAUGUGGAUAUCUCCGUCCGGAUGGAACUAGACAAUACCCGUCAACAAUUCUGAUGUGUUCAUUUCCGACUGCAACACCGACAAGCUGUGCGCUACUCAAACAUCAUCAGGUCGUCACUCUCUUCCACGAAAUGGGUCAUGGAAUUCAUGAUCUACUAGCCAGGACCAAGUACACCCACUUCCAUGGUUACAGAUUGCCACCUGAUUUUGGUGAGAUGCCAAGCACCAUGCUAGAGAAUUUUUGCUGGAGAGAAGAUGUCCUACAGGGUCUCAGCUGUCACUUUACCACAAUCGAUGAGAAAUAUUUAGCGGAGUGGCAAAAGCAACACCCCGACCAGCCAAAUCCACCGAUAAAAAUACCGGAGGACCUGGUGAAACCACUUAUCAAACAUCGGUAUUCCAACAGAGGACUCUACCAUUUGUAUCAGUUGUCAAUAUCGAUAUUCGAUCUACAAAUACACUCACUAAGUACGGAGAGUGACAUUAACAACCUCAAUAUCCAGAAAAUGUGGUAUGAUCUUCGCGAGGAGAUCGAGGGGAUGGACUUCUCGGAAUGCAGAGAUGGAUUUGCCUUUGGGACAUUCACUCAUCUAACAGCUGGUUAUGAUGUGUGCUACUAUUCUUAUUUGUGCUGCACGGCCAUGGCGCAAGAUGUGUUCCUGUCUGUCUUUUCUGACGACCCAUUCAACACUGAUGUUUGGGACAAGUACCGACGUGGAAUUCUGGAGUGUGGUGGGAGCCCGAAGGAUCUAUUGCGGACGCUGGAGAGCUUCUUAGGUCAUCCGCCAAAUAUGAAUGCUCUGGCAGAAAGUAUGACUCGGGCGAAAGAAGAAAGAUAA